CUCUGCUAUAACCAACCGCUUCAAGUUGUUCGCUAUAAACUUUCCAGUCCCCAGAAGACAAGGUUCAGGAGAGAAGAAAAAAACGUGUAUUUUGUUUGCGCUGCAAAAUGUAUGAAAAUAUGGAUGUGAGACAGAGAAAAGUGUUCAAACUGCCGACCAACACAGAGAAGUAUCGUGAAGCACAUCCCAACGACGGUUACAUCGGCGAGGAUCACGACGAAACGGACGAGUUUAGGAAGAUGGUGGACAGUUACAGCGAAACUGGGAGACAGAAGCGUGUGGUGAAUGAGGAGAGGUCUCUUGCAGGUCCCUGGCUCCUAGCUCUCUUUGUCUUUGUGGUGUGUGGAUCAGUUGGACAGAAGGACGUGUAGAGAGAGAGGGGAUGUGCUCGGUCACAGAGCCACAUAGAUAGUCACUAUGGACUUGUGCUUUAAUGUGUGGACCAGCUAUGUUCCAGAUAAUCCAACGUGUCAGACAGGGGUUGUGAUGGUCAAAGAUCAGCACCUUCUCCUCGUGGGAAACCCCGUCAACCCAUCCCUGAUACACAGGUCUUCAUCCUCCUCUCUCUGUCAAGUUAAACAUCAGUUGAUUCUACAUACUGUGAAUUAAUGUCUCGCUCUCUCAUCUCUUGUCCUCUCUCUCUCUUUUGGUGUCAAACUAUGUCCAGGACUGUCUUUUGUUAAUAUUGAUUGGUCUGUAUUGGUAAUGUUGAAACAUGAAAUGUGUUUUCCAUCUAGUUAUUGAAAUAACCAUUUUGUUUAUGGAAAGUUAAUGCCUGUUCUCCUGUCUCAUCUGAUCUGUACUCUGUUAGUAACACUGAUCCCAGGUCAGUUUGGUAUUGGUCCCUCUGUAGGCUACUGUUGGGAUGUGGGGAGAGAACCACUGCUCUAGGGUCAGUCUCAUCGUGUUGGUCCACUCUUUCUCUUCAUGUCUCUUUCAAUAAAAAAUGCUUUAUUAAUGCUU
Messenger RNA from Oncorhynchus gorbuscha (pink salmon), 963 nucleotides. RefSeq lists its product as uncharacterized. Gene Ontology annotation, biological process: endoplasmic reticulum unfolded protein response. NCBI's taxonomy places the organism in Eukaryota, Metazoa, Chordata, Actinopteri, Salmoniformes, Salmonidae. The transcript is spliced from 4 exons. The coding region runs from base 108 to 371 and encodes 87 amino acids. Gene Ontology annotation, cellular component: endoplasmic reticulum. The record is from RefSeq and is a predicted model, not a curated record.